Rotaria socialis is the source of this 1071-nucleotide messenger RNA. The record is from the annotation of a GenBank genome assembly. Lineage: Eukaryota; Metazoa; Rotifera; Eurotatoria; Philodinida; Philodinidae.
AUGAAACAAAAUAAAUUGCAUGAACCACGAAAAAAACUAAUUUUUCCUAUUGAAUUUCCUACACUCGUUGAAGAAGAAACCACAUCACAAGCAGCCUCUUCAUCUUAUACAUUAUUAGAUUUAGGUGAAGAAGCAAUAUUUGAUUAUCAAGGAGUAACAAUAAAUCUUGCACUUCAAGCAUUAAUAGAAAUUAAAAUACUUGGAAGUGGAAAUUUUGGAGAUGUUAUGUUAACUGAAAUUCGAGGACAUCCAGAAAUUAAAAUGGCUGUGAAACGGUUAACUCUAGUGUCAAGUCGACAUAAUCCAAGUGAUUUUACAGCCAAUACUGAUCUUCGAACGAUUCGUACAGUUGGCUCAGGUGUAAACCCACAUGUGACUAAAUAUUAUGCUGCACUGCUUGAUCGUAGCAAUGCACAACUACUUAUUUGUAUGGAAGCAUGUGAAACAUCAAUAGAUAAAUUUUAUUUCACAAUGCAUACAAUAGAAAAAACUCAACAUAUUGAUUUGUUGCUCAAGCGAAUAAUUCAUCAUAUUGCAGAUGCUCUUCUUUUUCUUAAAACACAACGGAUUCUGCAUCGUGAUGUUAAACCAUCUAAUAUCUUAAUCAUUCAAAAUCCUAUUACAUUUAAACUAUGUGAUUUUGGUAUUUGUGGUGAAUUGAUUGACUCAGCUACACGUACCAUGACAAAAGGAACACGAAUUUAUUUAGCACCUGAACGAAUCGAUGCAAAAUUAUCUCCUCAUGGAUAUGGUAUACGAUCGGAUAUGUGGGCGUUGGGUCUUUCGAUAAUCGAAAUAGCUUUAAAUCAACAUCCAUUUAAUUCAAUGAACGAGACCGCUAUUCUAAAUAAAGUAGAAACGUGGACACCAGAACUACCUUCAACUUUAUCAGCAGAAUUACAACAACUAAUUAUUUGGCUACUAAAAAUACAACAAGCAGACCGACCAGAAAACUAUGAAGUUAUUUUAACAUCUUCUGCCUUACAAUCAUUACCUGCAGAAAUAACUAAUGAAGAAAGGGAUAUGGUGAAAACUAUUAUCGAACAUAUACCUCUAGUAUAUAGUUGCUAA